AUUAAGCGGAGCAGACCAAAAUCCCAAACAAGGAAAUGGUGGGGGAAUAAAACGACCAGAUUAUUUAAUUAAUGCAUGUAAUAAUUAAUAUUUUAUUUUAUUGUAAAUUAAGACGUAUUUAUGGGUUAAAAUGGAUUACGACUUCAAAACAAAGCUGGCGGCCGAGAGAGAGAGAGUAGAAGAUCUGUUCGAAUAUGAAGGUUGCAAAGUGGGUCGAGGCACCUACGGGCACGUUUAUAAAGCUAAGCGCAAAGACGGGAAAGAUGAAAAGGAGUAUGCACUGAAACAAAUUGAAGGCACUGGAAUAUCGAUGUCCGCCUGCAGGGAAAUUGCACUGCUACGAGAACUGAAACACCCAAAUGUGAUCGCCCUGCAGAAAGUGUUCCUGUCCCACAGCGACAGAAAGGUUUGGCUGCUGUUUGACUAUGCUGAACAUGACCUUUGGCACAUCAUUAAGUUCCACCGUGCCUCCAAGGCCAACAAGAAGCCCAUGCAGCUGCCCCGAGGGAUGGUGAAGUCUCUCCUGUAUCAGAUUCUGGAUGGAAUCCAUUACCUCCAUGCCAACUGGGUUCUCCACAGGGAUCUGAAACCAGCCAAUAUCCUGGUGAUGGGGGAGGGGCCCGAACGAGGAAGGGUUAAAAUCGCUGACAUGGGUUUCGCCAGACUCUUCAACUCUCCCCUCAAGCCACUGGCAGACCUUGACCCUGUGGUGGUGACGUUCUGGUACAGGGCCCCCGAGCUGCUGCUGGGGGCCCGGCACUACACCAAAGCUAUCGAUAUCUGGGCGAUCGGCUGCAUCUUCGCAGAGCUGCUAACGUCGGAGCCCAUCUUUCACUGUCGCCAGGAAGACAUCAAGACCAGUAACCCGUUCCAUCAUGACCAGCUGGACAGGAUAUUCAGCGUCAUGGGUUUCCCCGCAGAUAAAGACUGGGAGGACAUUAGGAAGAUGCCAGAAUACCCCACCCUGCAAAAAGACUUCAGGAGGACAACGUACGCAAACAGUAGCUUAAUCAAAUACAUGGAGAAGCAUAAAGUCAAACCGGACAGUAAGGUGUUCCUGUUGCUCCAGAAACUCCUCACCAUGGACCCCACCAAAAGAAUCACAUCAGAGCAGGCGCUGCAGGACCCUUAUUUCCUGGAAGACCCACUCCCAACCACUGAUGUGUUCGCCGGCUGUCAGAUCCCCUACCCCAAACGAGAGUUUCUAAACGAAGACGAGCCAGAGGAGAAAACAGAAAAGAACCAGACCCAGCAGCACCAGCAGACGACGGGCCAGACUCAGGCCCAGAACCAGCAGCAGACAGCAGCCCAGCAGGCGCCGUCCCAGCAGAGCUCGGCCCAAACCAAUGGCACCGCCGGAGCCACGGGCGCCGCCGCCGCCGGGGGUUUACAACACGGCCAGGACCAGGGGCCUCCCAACAAGAAACCUCGCAUCGGGCCCUCUGGGGCCUCCUCAGGCACUGGGGUGCUCCAGUCUGAGUACCAGCACUCCGGCUCCCGCCUUGGUUACCAAAGCAACGUCCAAGGUUCCACUCAGCCCCAGAGCACCAUGGGAUACUCAUCAUCGUCCCAGCAGAGCUCCCAGUAUUCCCACCAGAGCCACCGUUACUGAGGCUCCGGAACCAGCAGAGGGAGGGGUCGGCGCCUCCCCCACCUCCUCCUCCUCCUCCCCUUCCUCCUCCUCCUCCUCCUCUUCCUCAGCCGAUGUCACCACCUGCACUCGGUUUCAUCCACACCUUCGUACUGGUCGGAAAACAUCCUUCUUUGCAUUCCAGAGUAACCCGUCCACCUUUUCAGCCCCCUCCCUUCCCUCCCUUCCCCCCCUUCCCACUUUAUACCCGACAGCCUCCGUAUCCUGAAGGCAACGAAACAUAGGAACCAAAAGAUAUCUGAAAAAGUGAACGUGUUGGGCCUCCUGGGGCUCGGUGAGACAUUUGAAAACUGAAAAUAAUGUAAGAUAAUGAAGGUCAGACUGAGAACCGUGGCACUUACAAACGCAGCUCUGUUCAUAUAUCUGUACAUUAUAUAGCACCUUUUUCUAUUUGAUUUUUUUUUUUUUUUCUCGCUUGUUUGCUAGAGUUUUCAAGUUUACCUUGAUUGUUGAUGUCAGUGUAAAUAUUGUUACAUACAGAAGCUAAAAGCCCACCGGAGGAAGAGCCCUUUACUGUCAUCUCUAGUGUCAAACCACCUUGAUAAUCAAAGAAAAGCAGAAACAUUUGAGCUAACCCUGUCCUUUUAACAGAAUAAAAGACAGUCGAUGUUUCUACACAGAAUAAUCAGCUCCGCAGCUGAUGGAAUUGCAGGGAAAUGUUAAAUGCGCAAUUUAACUUAAUCUUCUUACUAUAGGGUUUCUAUAUUUAGACCUCUCUUUAUCUAGAUUUGGAUUUGGAAAGUAAAGAAUAAACCAGUCUUUUUACGAGUCCUGUAUAUUCUGGAUCACUCCACUACCUUUAGAAACUUUUGAUUGUCGGACGUAAAGACACUUUUUCAAUUUUUUAUUGUUUUUUUGUUUUGUUUCGUCUUUGGUUUUUGUCUUUUGUUCAUGGCCAGCAGCGUCAGAGGGUUUUGUCGAUCGUCAGCUGCUGAUGGACACUCGCUUUUGACCCCAACCUUCAAGACUUUUCAAGGUUCCUGAACAUACAGGGCAGCUAACAGUAGGGACCCCCCCCUCCUCCACCGCCACCCCUCCCCACUUGUAUUCCUCUUGAGACUGUUACUGCCUGAUGUUGGAUUGUUUUGUUUUUUUGGUUGUUUUUUUCAAGGUUUUGUUAUUCUUGUUGCCCUCUGUGUAUGUGUAAAGUAUGUUUUUUAUGCAUGUUUAUCUUCUUAGAACUGCACUGACCACUGAACCCAUCUGCAAAGAGCUGGAACAAAAAACAGAGGGGGAGUUUUGAGGCCUGAACACCUGAACGUCGUCCUCUUGGUGGGUUUAAACGGGAAACGGGUGCCUUUUUUAUUACAGCCAGUGGUGGGUGCUGCUUCAGUUCCCCUUUCAUCCUUUUACAGACAUUGUCGUCGUAUACUGGUGUAAAAAGACCUUUUUUGUCAGAAGUUAAAGGUGCUGGUUUGAUGUCUUUAGUAGCACAAGUUCUGAAAUGCAAAACCAGAGCUACUAGAAAGAUGCCAAAUAUGAAACCAAUGUAACAGAAACAUCUGAAACAUCUGCCAAUGGGGUAAACAUGAUUUACUCGACUUAAAAACUAGAAUAACAAGUGGUGCCAGGCACAACAAGCCCCGCCCCUUGCACGUAUUGUA
This is a messenger RNA of Sphaeramia orbicularis (orbiculate cardinalfish), 3255 nucleotides long. RefSeq names its product cyclin dependent kinase 19 (gene cdk19). NCBI's taxonomy places the organism in Eukaryota, Metazoa, Chordata, Actinopteri, Kurtiformes, Apogonidae. Gene Ontology annotation, molecular function: ATP binding; protein serine/threonine kinase activity. Gene Ontology annotation, cellular component: nucleus; cytosol. Bases 131 to 1612 code for a protein of 493 amino acids. The transcript is spliced from 13 exons. Gene Ontology annotation, biological process: protein phosphorylation. The record is from RefSeq and is a predicted model, not a curated record.